Mitosporidium daphniae is the source of this 2349-nucleotide messenger RNA. Its product is annotated as epsilon subunit of translation initiation factor eIF2B. Lineage: Eukaryota; Fungi; Microsporidia. The record is from RefSeq and is a predicted model, not a curated record. Gene Ontology annotation, molecular function: guanyl-nucleotide exchange factor activity; translation initiation factor binding; translation initiation factor activity. The coding region runs from base 1 to 2349 and encodes 782 amino acids. Gene Ontology annotation, cellular component: eukaryotic translation initiation factor 2B complex. The transcript has 5 exons.
AUGGGUAGAAUUUAUGCUUUGAAUAUAUGGGGUUAUAGACAUUCGAAAGAGCUGAAUUCACGUGUGUAUGGUCUUUAUAGUCUAUUACCGGUUGCCAACAUCCCGCUGGUAUCAUACACGCUUGAAUGGCUUGCCUCGUCCGGAUGCAUUUCCAGCAUCAUCUUGGCUGGGACCGUUGAUUCAAUAUCUCCUCUUCUGGCAGCCAUCAACACCUCAUGUUCAUCGCUUGGAGACCAGUUGAGAGACAUCGAUGCAGCUGGAAUUGUUACGGGCGAUUUUUUGCUUUUGCGCAGCGGCGCCUUGGAUUAUCUUUCAAAUUCACCUCUUCUUCCGAUGUUGGAGCUGCACCGCAGCCGGAGAAAAUCGGCAAGCUCCAUCAUGACCACGCUAUUGAGGCGGCUUCCUCCGUCGCAUCAUGCAAGAAAUGCAAGAGAUGCCUCCAUUUAUGUUAUCGAUGGCGAAAGACUGGUUUCAAUGCACUCGAUAGAUCCCAAAAUGGAGGUGCUGGCCCUGUUCACAGAAAAUUUCGACUACCAAGAUAUAAAGGUCGACUUUUUCCAGGGAAUCUCAGCCAGUGAUAUUCUUUCCUAUGAAUUCUCAGUUUCUAUCCUUGGCGAGCAAGCUAGCCCUAAAGGUAAUGCUGGCUCUGGUAGCAUCAAUGGAUCCUAUUUUUCCGUGGUCAAUUCGACCUUUGCUUUUAUGGCUGCAAGCAGAGAUAUUCUGCAAAGAUGGUGCUAUCCGUUGGUUCCAGAUAUUCCAAUGUCUUCUCUGCUGCAUAAGGUUAUAUCACCAGCCAUGGGUACUUCCACAUCUCCCACCAUAAAAGGCGCAAAAGGCUCUUCAACCAAGACAAUCUGUCAUGGCCAGGGCGUAAAAUUAAGACGCUAUGGCACUUGCAUUGCGUAUGUUGGGGAGAAAGUCACCAUGGGAACCGGGGUGCGUUUUGAAGGCCAUGUACUGAUUGGGUCGAAUUCGGUAAUCGGCUCCGGGGUCGUUCUAAUUGACUGUGUAAUUGGUGCUAGAACGAUCCUCGACGCAAACGCUUCUGUAAAAAAUUCGAUCCUUUUCUCAUCAGAUGAUGCAAGUUGCCGUAUAGGCACGAAUGCCUCAAUCCAGGGCUCUUUGCUUGCGCCUGGAACCGUCGUUGCAGAUGGUGUUCGGACAAGAAUAGGAACCAUUCUGGGUACCUGGACAGGUCUAUGCCCAAUAUAUUUGGAGACUGAUCUUGAUCCAACUUGCUUGAGAUGGGUAUCCUCUAAGCUCCUUUCCAUUGGAUCAAAGACGGAAACAGACAGAAAUACUCAUCGGCCGAACCAGCCUUCAGUCUUUAUGUUUAUAUCUUCAGAUGAGGAGGAGGCUCACCAUUUUACGCCACCUACUUCUUUAGUGCCCUGGAGUGUAGCUUUAGGCAAUCGUCUUCGAUUUGCGUUUAAAAAGAAAAAAUUUGCAAGCCCUUUCCCUGCUCGACCUGAAUCGGAGAAUGAAGACAGUCAUGAACGCGGGGAAUCAGAUAGUGAUGAUGACAAUGAAGACGCUGAUAUGAAAGAAAAUAUUAAUGACCUUAGGGAUGUAGAAAUAGAAUUAUCCAAGUCCGCUUUUUUCAAAACCAACGACAAUUGGCUCACUCUGAACGAGCCCAUGUUUUUUUCCACUAAAAAGACACCGUGGGUCGAGGACGUCCAUGCAAGUCCUGAUCCGACACAAUCACCAGAUUCAUUAACAUCUCUGAAGAACAAACAGAGCAUAUCGCUUUCUGGCCUUUCUGGCCUUUCUGGACUCGAGACUGCAUCUGCUUCAAUGAGCCAAACAUCAAAAAUGCCACCCGUGGUGCAUACUCCCUCUGCUUCAAGUCAUCCACAAUUUGCGACAGAAAUCGUAGAGACUCUAAAGCAUGCUUUGGACUAUGUUGCAGAAGUGGAUAGCAGCCCAUCAUCGCCAAUGGGCUCUUCGCCAACAUCGGCAGAUCUUCAGGCCUUUGUGGAGAACACUUGUGUCGAAAUUAACGCCCUGAAAUUUGCAUUCAAUGCAAAUUUUCUUGAGGUGUUGGAGUGUUGGUUACCGUUGUUUUCCAAAAUCUGCCACGGGUCAAGUGCCCAGAGUGAAAUACUAACCCUACUUUUGGACACAUGUGUUGGAUGCAAGACAGGGAUCGCCGAUUUUCGUUGGAUCGUAUCGCAUAUGUAUCAGCUAGAUAUCUUGGAAGAGGAUGAUAUCCUCAAAUGGUGGGAAAAUGCCACUUCGGCAGAGCUCUCCGCUGACCUCAGGACACAUGAGUAUUCGUCAAUCCUAUUUUCGCUAUCCUCCUUCAUAGAAUGGCUUGAAGAAGAAGAUGACAGCGAUCAUUCCUAA